Messenger RNA from Cucurbita moschata (crookneck pumpkin), 932 nucleotides. Its product is annotated as glycine-rich RNA-binding protein 2-like. NCBI's taxonomy places the organism in Eukaryota, Viridiplantae, Streptophyta, Magnoliopsida, Cucurbitales, Cucurbitaceae. The coding region runs from base 1 to 645 and encodes 214 amino acids. The transcript has 3 exons. The record is from RefSeq and is a predicted model, not a curated record.
AUGACACUCGCAAAAGAAGUCGAUUUGGUGAAUGUGGGCAACAGUGCUUUAGUUAAGCGGUAUGGCGUUGUUGAUUUUGCAAUGCAAGUGGGGGGACAGAACAAAAGUAGGAUUCAAGCCAUCCCAUCUGUACUGCACGUUGGUUGGGUUGGGUUGGCGGUUUAUGGGUCGAGAGCUGAGGGUUUGAAAAAUGGCACUUUCUUAACAUUCUCCGAGCUGCCAGGGGGAAAUGCAGGGGAGGGGAGAAACAGUUCUGGUAAUACUACUACGGUUGAGGUUAGCAAGCAGAACAGGGGAGGAGGCGGUGGGUAUGGGUGGGGAUGGGGCGGAGGCGGUGGAGGUGGAGGUGGAGGGGGUGGAGGAGGUGGUGGUGGUGGUGGAUGGGGAUGGGGAGGAGGGGGAGGUGGGUGGUGGAAAUGGGGUUGUGGUGGACAGCCAAAAUCUGGCAGACGCGGCGGUGGGAGAAGGAAAAAUGUAGACAGGAAGAGAAUAUACAAUGAGGAAGAUUACAGUUUGGGAGAAUUUGCGGAAUGUAUGGUGAAAGGAAGAUGCAGAGGCAUGAGAUUGGACUGUCCGCUUCACUGCGGCGGGCCUUGCUUUUACGACUGUCGACACAUGUGCAAGGCUCACUGCCGACGCCUGUAAUUUGGGAGCCACAACUUCCAUGAUUGGGUGUCUAAUUUGUAAGGUUGUUAUCGAUUGCUGGACUCGGAUUCCAUAAUUUGCUUGAUUUGAUAGGCCGCUGUGGUUGGGCCUGGGCCCACCAAAAGUGGUCUCUCUUUAGCUUAGGUGAAUUUGGUAAAGCAGCUUCCUUUCCUUUUUAUUUUUUGUUUUUCCAUUGAUUGGUUUGAUCUUUAUGCUUUAGUGUUGUGUUGAGUGCCAUUGCUCAUCAUAGAAUUUGAAGCUUGUUGGCUAAUGAAGUUGAAUCACUG